This is a messenger RNA of Aspergillus pseudonomiae, 1654 nucleotides long. RefSeq lists its product as uncharacterized. The record is from RefSeq and is a predicted model, not a curated record. Bases 1 to 1104 code for a protein of 367 amino acids. Lineage: Eukaryota; Fungi; Ascomycota; Eurotiomycetes; Eurotiales; Aspergillaceae. The transcript is spliced from 4 exons.
AUGAAUGCAAAUGGUGUCUCGAUCACCAAAGGCUGCAGCGAUCAAAAUGAUUCUGUAGCCGGCAAAGUACCAGCAACCACCACCUCUUCGAGAGACUCGAACCGAAGCAAACACCCGGCACGAAGUGCUUUGGAUAGAUUGAAACGAACUGCAGUCUCCCUCCAUGAGGAUGUGGACCUGGUUAGCCAACGCAUCUCGCAGCAAGCGAACAAGAUUGAGCAGAUGGAACAGCAAUUGGAGAACGCACAACAACGCAUCCAGAAGUUGGAGGUUGAUCUUCAAACUCGAAUAUUUAGAUCUAUACCUGACUACCAGCUCAGUGAUGCGACUGUUUCCGAGGAUUUCCUGGUAUUCCGCUAUAGCCUCAGCGAGUGGGUGGAAGGAUUUCCUGAUAUCAAGUCUUUCACCGAAACUUUUUAUGAUGCCACCUACCGCCAAGGUAUUUGUGAGAACAUGUUCGCCCUUCAGAGAAAGUUUCAGUUACAAUUUGAUCACGCACAAACUGAGAUAUUGACAUGGAUUAGCUUCUGUGUUAUUGGAGAAUAUGUACUCGGACCUAGAGUAUUCGCCGCACCACCAGCGGAUCAAGAACUCAUGGAACACCUUCAUAAAGGGAUGUCGAUGCUGGAACCGAAAAAAGUGAGGGCUUACACUGCAACUCAACUGCACAAGGAUAGGGUUAUUCAACACUGCACUGGAUUGUCGGAGUAUUUGCGUGGCUUUUUCAGUUACUUCAGGUUUGAGGAAACGUUUGAUUGGGACCAAAAGUUUAGAAGACUCGAGAAGCAGUGGGAACGGUAUCGAGAUGUAGGUGCCGAUGGGACCCUACCUAUAAUUAUCGACAAGAGCCAUUUAAGUGAUUUUAUAAUCAUGGAUGCCCAUACUCACCAGACGCUCAAUCCUCAGGCUGCGAGGUUUGCGAGUAUGCAGGAUGAUGCACCUAUUGGUGUGUUCCUUCUGGUUGUGUAUCCGGCCUUGUUUCGGUGGGACCCCACGACGCAGAGCUUUAUUCUGAUUCAAAAGGCAGUGGUUUUGAUCCAAGGAUAUGAGAGUUUGCCUCCAGACUUGAAGGCAGAGGUUGAUUCUCUGGAAACAGAAGGGUGAUAUGCGAUUCUGAUGUUGUGCCUUGCGCCUUCCGCAUGUCAAGUGGGAACUAUGCUCUGGAUGGGGGUCAAGGACAACGUGAGAACGUUUUCACAUUCAUGGGCAAUUGCUUCAUUGUUUUCCUUCCUUGUCAUAUUACCGCAGAAUCAAGACGUGAGCCCCAUUAAAGAUAGGCUAAAACAAGCCAAGAAGAAUAUGUAUACUCCUAGCGACUUGCGUAGCUAGUGUACUCCCAUAGAGCUGUGCAUGGCCUGUGGAAAGGAAAGAAGAAGAGGAGCCUACUGCUACCUAACCGAUUAACAAGCACCUGACCUCCAUCAAUCAUGGUCUGGUCAAGGCUGCAAUGUGUGAGCCGGUGUAUAACAGUUGACAGACAACAGCCUUCAAAGGGUAUGAAUCACUUGCUUCACCAGAAGCUCAAGGAAUUCAGUUUGGUCAAAAUCGUAAAAUCUAUUCCUUGAACACCAUGUCUACAACAUGACGGAGAAAGAUAUGAAAUGGUGCCUACUAUGUCUUCAUUGCGCCGUUAUACCCUAUACACCUCAGACCC